AUGCCGUCGGCAGAAAUCAACCAAGACCAAGAAAAUGAACAUGAGCACGAUCGGGAGCUCAAAACCAAUUCUGGUGUCGACGACGGCGACGGCGAGUCUAACGAGAAAGUGCCAAAUGGAGAGAUGGAGGUGAAGACGCCACAACAACAGGAACAACAACUACCGAAUCCCAUCAUUGUCGAGUUUAGCCCUGGAGACCCGACCAACCCCAUGAACUUCUCGCCCGCCAGGAAGUGGUUCAUCACCUCCAUUGUCACUAUUUCCAUCCUUGCCAUCACUCUUACCUCGUCAGCCUACUCUUCGUCGGCUGCUCAGGUCAUGGCCGAGUUUAACUCCAGCUCCGAGGUGUUCGCUUUGGGUGUCUCGCUCUUCGUCUUGGGCUUCGCCGUUGGGCCCGCGUUUUGGGCACCUCUCUCGGAGUUGUACGGCCGACAAAUUCUGUUCAUCGCCACUCACGCCCUCGUUGUUACUUUUGUUGCCGCCUCGGCCGGAUGUACUUCGAUGGCUCAGCUGUUGGUCUUUCGUUUUCUGGCCGGUACUUUCGGCGCCUCGCCCAUGACGAAUUCCGGCGGUGUCAUCGCCGACUUAUUCCCGCCCGCACAGCGUGGCCUGGCAAUGACCAUCUUUGCGGCCGCGCCCUUCAUGGGUCCUGUGUUGGGUCCUGUCAUCGGGGGCUUCGUCACCAUGAACGUCGGUUGGCGCUGGGUCCACGGCGUCUGUAGCAUCUUCAUCGGCGUAAUAUGGAUUGCUGGCUCCUUCUUGCUGCCCGAGACAUACGGCCCAGUGCUGCUGCGGAGACGAGCCGAAACUCUGUCACGCGAGACGGGCAUCCCACACAUCAGCGUCCUGGCCGCUCAGAACAGCAGCGCAACGCCCGCUGAGAUCUUCGGCCGUGCCCUGAAGCGGCCCUGGGUGUUGCUCUUCCUCGAGCCCAUCGUGCUCAUCUCCUCCAUCUACCUCGCCAUCCUCUACGGAAUUAUUUACAUGUUCCUGGGCGCUUUCCCCAUCGUGUACCAGGAUAUGCGCGGGUGGAACGAGGGAAUCGGCGGCCUCGCAUUCCUUGGCCUCGCCGUCGGCAUGAUCAUCGGCCUGAUGUUCACCAUCUUCGACAACCGCCGCUACCAAAAGCUGGGCAAAGACGCCACUCCCGAAUCACGCCUACCGCCGUCUUUGAUCGGUGCCCUGGUGCUGCCAGCGUCCAUGUUUGCCUUUGCGUGGACCAACGCGCCAAGGAUACACUGGUCGGCCAGCCUCAUCCUUUCGGCCCCCUUCGGGUUCGGUUGUGUGCUGGUCUUCCUUUCGUGUCUCAACUACCUGCUCGAUGCCUACACUAUUUACGCCGCAUCGGUCUUGGCCGCUGGCGCCAUACUGCGCUCCCUGUUCGCUACUGCGUUCCCGCUGUUUGUGGGGAGGAUGUACGCAAACCUCGGCAUUCACUGGGCCAGUUCCGUCCCGGCCUUCUUAACCGUCGCCUGCAUGCCCUUCCCGUUCCUGGCGUACAGGUAUGGCGCGGCAAUCAGAAUGAAGUGCAAAUAUGCCCAUGAGGCCGCCCUUCUCCUGGCUAAGAUGCGCGGGGCCGAUACCUCCACGGAUGGCGCCGGGGAGGGGAGGGAGUCGUCGCCGGCUUGAGGCAAGGGACAGGAAGGUGGAUGCACAGGUUAGCGGAAGUGGACAGACCCCCCGUAGCUCCAAUCACUUUAAUAACUGCGCGGCAGAGAGACAGAGACCUUAGACUUCUAGUAUACUCCUAUAGUAAUGCCC
Messenger RNA from Chaetomium fimeti, 1761 nucleotides. RefSeq names its product major facilitator superfamily domain-containing protein. Gene Ontology annotation, molecular function: transmembrane transporter activity. The transcript is spliced from 2 exons. The record is from RefSeq and is a predicted model, not a curated record. Gene Ontology annotation, biological process: transmembrane transport. Lineage: Eukaryota; Fungi; Ascomycota; Sordariomycetes; Sordariales; Chaetomiaceae. Gene Ontology annotation, cellular component: plasma membrane. Bases 1 to 1629 code for a protein of 542 amino acids.